Messenger RNA from Cuscuta epithymum, 794 nucleotides. Lineage: Eukaryota; Viridiplantae; Streptophyta; Magnoliopsida; Solanales; Convolvulaceae. The record is from the annotation of a GenBank genome assembly.
CACAUAUCGGCUCUUCAUCUCAAAGCCGAGAUGAUUUUGAUACCGCUCAUACGGGUUACCAAAAGGAGUGAUGGUAUGGCUAUGUCCGACGAACAACUAGAACAAGAAUUGGCCCGACAUAAUAGCCGCUUUUUCCAACCACAACAAUUCCCGACGACCAUUGACGAAGAAGAGCUCGGGGACGAUGAUGUGGAGGAACUAGAACCGGAGAUGCCCGAGGAGGAGGGUGGCGGAAGCCACGACGCCGACAAGUUUGGCUCAUCCCAAACCGGUACGAAAAAAAGUAAAUCCGAACUAAUGCUUAAUAAUUUUGAUAAGUGGAAGGACCCGAACACCGGGAAUUGGAACGCAACUUGCAAGUGGUGCAAAAAAAAUUAUAGCUUGGGGAUUUCCGGCGGAUACGGAUCCGCCGCAAGGCAUCUUAAGGCCAAACACAAGGCGGAGUGUGCAAAAUUAGGCGGCGGAACGGGGAAGCAAACUCAAAUAUCGAGAUGAUGAAUUUGACGUUCUAAACUGGUGGAAGGGAAAAGAAAGAAUGUUCCCAGUUUUAGCAAAGAUGGUUAAGCAAGUGCUAUCAAUGCCGGUUUCAACAGUUGCCGUGGAACAAGAAUUUAGUUCGGCCGACAACGUCCUAACGCAAUCUAGAACGAGCUUGAGCGUAGAAUCUCUUGAGACACUUAUAUGCUACCACGAUUGGUUGAAGGCGGCCCGUAGAGCUCAAGAAAUAAGCAUCACCCCCUCCCAACACUUUAUGGAUGAAUCAACAACCGAUGGUGGCUCUACCUAUGCCGGAG